This is a messenger RNA of Arctia plantaginis, 1266 nucleotides long. The record is from the annotation of a GenBank genome assembly. NCBI's taxonomy places the organism in Eukaryota, Metazoa, Arthropoda, Insecta, Lepidoptera, Erebidae.
AUGGGCAACAACGAACGGAAACGAGGCUUGUUGUUGUUAUCGAUAGCUGCUUUAUUUACUCAAACACAUUCACUAGCUUACGAUGUACAUUGGUUAGGAGGCCCUACUACAAUAGAGCGGGAUGUGCCUUCAGCAAAACAGACUGUAGAUAUUUAUUGCUACACAGGCACCUCAAAAAACUUGUUUGCCCUUUGGCAAACAGUUCGAUUUCACAUAAAAAUAAAAAAUGAUGAAUACCGACAAUACAUUGGACCUAGCCCAGAAGAGGUAUACAAAGAGUACACAGAGGACAGUUAUGGCUGGUCUGUCGUCAACCCGUUUCAAAAGAAGAUUCAGAAAACCGUGUCCGUCAGUCUGUUUGGUCCUACGUGUAUGGCUGUUAACACUAAAGAGAGACACACUAUUGAUUUACAAGUUCUGAGAGUAGAUAUAUGGCGCAUUCUGUUAAUGGCCAGCGGUAUCAUACUGAUAUCCUCAUCAAGAGGUUUGAGUGCAAAUCCAUUGUUCUUUUACCUGUGUGGAAUAUUCGUAGGAGUGUUUGCAUCUUUCAUGGUCUUGGUGUACUAUGUCAGCAAACUAUUGCCGAGGAAAACUUUAACCUAUGGGAUUUUGAUCGGUGGAUGGACAGUCGGCGUGUACUUAUUCCAACAGAUAUGGGAGAACAUUCGCACCAUAGUCAUGACGUACCAAACUUAUAUGUUCUGGUACACAUUGGUGGUCAGCUUCGUUAGUUUCUUGGUGUGCUAUAGGAUAGGACCUCCUAAAAACCAGAGAAGCAAGAAUCUUGUCAUGUGGAUUUUGCAGGCGGUGGGAGUACUGAUGAUAUUCUUCAGCAGCGAAUAUCAAGAAGCUUCAGCGGCGGUCAUCAUAGCUACGUUGGUAACUAAAUACUUCCCACAGUCACUCAUCAACUGGAUACGCACAUGUUGGUGUCGCAAAUUCCCUCCCAAACCAAGACUGCUAACUAGUGAAGAAUACUACGAGCAAGGAGCUCGGGAAACCAAGAUGGCGCUGGAGAAUCUGCGGAAGUACUGCUCCAGCCCAGACUGUGCGCAGUGGAAGAUUAUGCUCAAGCUGAAUGAUUCCAAGAGAUUCGCGAGUUUCGUCGAAGGUAAUUCACACCUAAGCGACGACGAAGUUGUAGAUUAUGAGUCGUACGCCUUCUCAUUGGAACGCAGACGGAAACCGGAGCAUCCCAGCAGUAGUACGAGGAGCAUGGAGAUAUCUGAUGACGAUGAUGAGGACGACACAGACGAUGAUGAUUAA